Alligator sinensis (Chinese alligator) is the source of this 2828-nucleotide messenger RNA. It is a transcript of the gene CDC6, whose product is annotated as cell division cycle 6. Gene Ontology annotation, cellular component: nucleus. The transcript has 13 exons. Gene Ontology annotation, biological process: cell division; mitotic DNA replication checkpoint signaling; DNA replication initiation. The record is from RefSeq and is a predicted model, not a curated record. Lineage: Eukaryota; Metazoa; Chordata; Crocodylia; Alligatoridae. The coding region runs from base 114 to 1763 and encodes 549 amino acids. Gene Ontology annotation, molecular function: DNA replication origin binding; ATP hydrolysis activity.
CUGGGGCAGCCAAUGGGAAGGCGGCUGGGGCGGGGCCGGUUUGGUGGCGGGAACUCGGAGGCUAAGCGUGAUCAGGGCAGAGAAACCGGACCCGAGGGUAAGGAGCGAGCGCCAUGCCCAGCACCAGGGCCCAGGUUCAGACCGCCAUCGGCUUCCCCAAGAAGAAGCUCGCCCGGACGCCCAGCAAGGGGCUGGGGAGCGGCCAAGCCCCGGAGCCCAGCGGAGCCACUCUGGGCCCAGCCCCAGCGCUGCCCCUCAGCCCUCGCAAGCGCCUCGGUGACGACAACCUGUGCAACAUUGUCCAGUUGGCACCCUGCUCCCCAACGAAGCAGAGCAAGAAAGAAAAUGGACCCCUAUCUGUCUCCCACAAAGGACGGCGCUUGUUCUUUGGUGAGCAGCUGACAGCAAGAUCUCCUGACAAGAGAAGCAAUUUGGUUCUGUCCCCGAUUCGCAAGGGGCAGGAGACCCCACGGAGCUCUGAACGCUCUCCAAAGAAGGAAGUUGUGUGCACACAUCUGUUCAAACAGGAAGGUAGUUGUUACCAGCAGGUGAAACGUGUCCUGCACACGGCUGUCCCCGAUCGACUCCAUGCCAGGGAGAAAGAGACAGACUUCAUCAAGCAGUUCCUGAAAGAACAUGUCUGCAGGGAGAAACCCGGCAGCCUCUACAUCUCUGGUGCCCCUGGCACUGGGAAAACUGCUUGCCUGAGCAAAAUCCUGCAAGACUUCAAGGGCAAGCUCACAGGGAGCAAAACCAUUGUGCUCAACUGCAUGUCCCUCAGUAGCUCCCAGGCUGUGUUCCCAGCGAUAGCGGAGCAGAUGGGCCUGCAGGCGGUAGCCAAGAUGGCUGGGAAAGAAAUCACGAGGAAGCUGGAGAAGCAGCUGACAGCAAAGGGGGCACCUAUGAUCUUGCUGGUGCUUGACGAGCUGGACCAGCUGGACAGCAAAAGGCAGGACGUGCUCUACACAGUGUUUGAAUGGCCUUGGCUUGCCAACUCCAGGCUUGUCCUCAUUGGAGUGGCCAAUGCCCUGGAUCUCACUGACCGCAUGCUGACUAGGCUGCAGGCCCGGCCCAAGUGCAAGCCCCAGCUGCUGAACUUCCUCCCUUACACAAAGGAUGAGAUCACCUCCAUCCUGCAGGAGCGGCUGAAGCAGGUGCCUGGUGCCCAGGUAUUGGACAGUGCUACCAUCCAGUUCUGCGCGCGUAAAGUCUCUGCGGUCUCUGGAGAUGCCCGGAAAGCGCUGGAUGUCUGCAGGCGAGCCAUUGAGAUUGUGGAGGUGGAUGUGAGAAGCCAAACUGUCCUCAAACCGCUGCCUGGCUGCAAAUGCCCGACAUCUUCCAUGGUCUCCCCAGUUCCUAAGAGAGUUGGGCUCCCGCACAUCUCUCAGGUGAUCUCAGAUGUAUAUGGUGACAGGAUGGCCCCCAGAGGUGGGGAAGCCAACGACUCCUUCCCCCUCCAGCAGAAGAUCUUGGUCUGCUCCCUGCUGCUGCUAGCCAAGCAGUCCAAAGCCAAGGAGGUCAUGCUGGGGAAGCUCCAUGAAGCCUACAGCAAAGUUUGCCGGAAGCAGCAGGUAGCAGCUAUUGACCAGUCUGAAUGCAUCUCUCUUGUUGCUUCCUUGGAAUCCAGGGGCAUCCUAGGUCUGAAGAAAGCCAAGGAAACUAGGCUGUCAAAGGUUUUCCUGAAGAUAGAGGAGAGAGAUGUGGAACAUGCCCUUACAGAUGGAGUUUUAGUUGGAAACAUCCUGGCCGGGGGGUUGCUAUAAACUCCUCUGCCUUUGCACCUCUUGGAAAUGGACAGCCGGGGCGGGGGGGUGACGACACUGAUCUUGGACAAGUGCCGUUAUCCCCAGUCAAGACUUUUGCUGAAGCUGCCCAGGACUGUGACAGAGGAGUCUUUUAAUAGAUUAAUGUGACUGCAGCAUCUUGUCAUAAAGCUGCACCCAUGAUUUUAAAUGUGCCACUGGCUGGGAUGGAUGAUGUCCCAGGUGAGCAGAAACGCAGCGCUGUUCCUAGUGAAUCAGAAAAUGGAUUUGGAAACUGGCUCCAGGACCCCUCUGGAGCCUUGUGCGUGGCUCCAUCUCUUUUCUGUAUCCAGGAUAUUUUUUUUGACUUUGAUGUUCCUUCCCCCCAGAAGCAGCACGUGUGUUAGGGCCCAUCACGUUGCCUUUGCUGAGCAGCCAGAGAUCAAAGGGGGAGGAUGGUGUCAUUCAGACAGCCAGAGCCUGUUCAUAGAAACGAAACCAUUAACAACGCAAGAGGCUGCAGGAGGAAAUGAGAUGGCAGGCGCUUCAUUCCCAACCCCAGGCUCCUUUUGAAGUCUGGCUAGUUCCGCGUAGCAGAUGUCACUCUUAGUAAAGCUCAAUGUCUCUGGGGCUCAAUCAGGACUUUGUAUGAAACCCUGAGGGCCAUGUGUAUCUCCAGUUUUGUGAGCUGUGGACAUGUGUGUUUCUAACUUGUUCAUAGUGUGACAGAGAGUUGCACUAAGCUCUCUGCAAGAGCAGUGGUUUCUUCUCAUCCCUGUGCUCUCAAAUUGAAUGUAUAGUCUGCCCCGCCAGUACCUCCCCACCUACAUCUAUGCCUCAAAUUGCAGAUCCUUGAUCAGACUCAACUUAAGAUUUUGAAUGUGGUUCUACUCGUCCUUUUAUGACCCAUGAGGAGCCAGUGACCCAGUUCCAGUCUGAUGACUUGCGUUUCCCUCUCGGCAGCAGGGGGCGGCCUUGUAACGCAGACAGGCUCUGCUGCCCUCCCAGAAAGUUUGCAAAGUUUUGAGGAAGAUGUGAUACAUGUGCAAAGCUGGGGAAGCUGGGGCACUCCUUGUUUUAGAAUAA